Spinacia oleracea (spinach) is the source of this 591-nucleotide messenger RNA. RefSeq lists its product as uncharacterized. Gene Ontology annotation, molecular function: nucleic acid binding; RNA-DNA hybrid ribonuclease activity. The coding region runs from base 1 to 591 and encodes 196 amino acids. NCBI's taxonomy places the organism in Eukaryota, Viridiplantae, Streptophyta, Magnoliopsida, Caryophyllales, Amaranthaceae. The record is from RefSeq and is a predicted model, not a curated record. The transcript is spliced from 2 exons.
AUGUCAGAUAAUGCGGGCUACGCAUGGUGUGUCGGUACCUCUGAAACUUUUAGGCACUACCUAUUUGAUUGCCCAACAAUAAGAGACUUAUGCGUUGAGCUUGACUGCGAGGACAUGAUGUGGAAGGAGGAGGAGAGCUUCUUGGAGGUGAUAGUGUCUUGGAAGAGUGUUGAUGAUAAGACACGACAAAGGGGAGCCGUGCUACUAUUGUAUAUAUGGGGGAGGAGGAAUGAUAAAAUAUUCAAUGCAAAAGAGCCUUGUCAAAGCCCAGAGAAGUGGGUAGCUCCUCCAGAUGAUUUCGUUAAAAUUAAUUGUGAUGCGGCAUUACAUGUUGAGGGGUGGACAGGCAUGGGGGAUGUUGCUAGAGAUGCUCAUGGCCAAGUGAAAUUUGCGGCUUCGAGGAGAGUAAGGAGCCACUGGGAGCCCCUCAUCGCUGAGGGCAAAGCAAUGUUAAUGGUUGUUAGGUUAGCAAAGAGGUAUGGCUACAAGAAAGUGAUCAUGGAAUCCGAUAGCUUGGCCCUCGUCUCGCGCCUUUCGAAGGCCUUGGUGCACGCUGCUGAAUUAGGCUCCAUUUUAUUGGACUUAUUUUGA